Symbiodinium sp. CCMP2592 is the source of this 2397-nucleotide messenger RNA. The record is from the annotation of a GenBank genome assembly. Lineage: Eukaryota; Dinophyceae; Suessiales; Symbiodiniaceae.
AUGGGGGAUGAGGUGCUCAAGGUGGAGCUGGAUCCCAACACCUACAUACUCCAGGUCGAUGACGACCAGGAGUACGGACGGAAGUUGGUGGAGAGCUUGCUGAAGGCGACAAGUCCUCUGCCAGGUCGCACAAUUGGAGCAGCCACUCAGCAUGCCUAUAGCUACCUGAAUGGUCCCGUCAUGGAGGGCGUGCAUGGCGUACUUUUUCAGCGGAAGUUCUUUGACAGCAGCGUCUUUGACUAUGCCGGCUUCUCCGAAUACUGCAAGCUGCACGACGACUUGUGGCUCUCUGCUCACCUGGCACGGAAGGGUCGGAGGCGAGAGGCUUUGACUUCUCGUUUCGGUGCCAAGCCGCUCAGCUUUGGCUUCCGCUCCGAUGCCCUAUUCCAGGGGGGCGCCGGCACAGACAACCACUGGAACUUCUUUGCUUGCAUGUCCUCACUGAUGGAGAACAUGCCCAGCCUCUGGGAUCCGGAGGACCGCGUGGCCGUGGUGGCGCCGCUGGCUGGAUCGGGGGCUCAGGAUGCUUCGCAGGCACUUCGGCGGCUGCUGCGACGGCUGCAGCGGAAGCCUGGCUUCGGCCCGCAUGCGCUGUACCUGUUUGGAAACAUCGCAGAUGCAGAAUCGCUCCUUCGGAAAAGGCCAGGCAAGACGCCCGAUAUGACCGUGCCCGGUGGUUUUUCCACGACUUUGCCAGGGCCUUCGGGCCUCAGCAUGGAUCUGGUUUUUCAGGGCUGCGGCGUGGACGCUCCAUGCUCCUGGGCCACGACCUUGCGGACGGUGCUGCAAUUCGAAGAGGAUGCUGCCACCGUCAUCGUGUUGUCAGAUGGCAGCGAUGCUAAUAUGGAGGCUGUCGUUGAGGAGCACCAGCGAUGCCUUGGGUCCGAAGCCACGCUCCGCGUCUGCCGGGCAUCGGAUGGCAGCACCUCUUUUCGGCGGAUCGCAGCCUACAGCAGCGAGGAUCCACUUCGGACAGCCGCCUUCAUGCCGUAUUUUAGCAGCCACCAGUGGGUCGCUUCUGAGCGGCCUCCCGCUGAGAAGGGCCCAGACUUCGGAGCGGCAUAUUGGGCUGCAUUCAAGCUCCUCGUGGCGCACGACACUAACAUUGCCACAACUGUUCGUGGGUGGCUCUCCGAGAGACGUCGCAUCGUCGGUGUCCUAUUGGCCUCGGGUCGGUGGCGGCACCGCACCUCGCGGAUCAUGAGCAGUUCCAGCAGGAGCCUUCUGCGGCAGCGGCCACGUCUUGCAAGGCUCUACGUCUUCGUGCAAUCCCGGGGUGCUCGGCGAGGCUGCAGCGUCCCCGGCUACCUGCGCAAUCGGCAGCGGGUCCGCCUGGUCUGCAGCUACGCCCCGACCCAGCUUUGGGAGAUGCUGCUGCAGCGGGAGCUCUGGCCGGCGACCCUGAUCCUGAUGGGUGGAGCUCGCAGGCACGCGCCGAACCUGCUCCCUGACCUGUUGAAGGCCUUUCAUUUGUGGGGAGCCGCGGCUGUGGCCAGUCGGGCUAUCGGAGGACCGGAACCCUGGCCACUGCUGGAUUGGGGCUUCAUCUUCCAAAGGAGCUUUCUGGACUCCCGCGUCUUGGACGUCGCUGCCUGCGCCCGGCAUCCAGAAGUGGUGGUGGCGAACUUCUGCAUGAAGGGCGUGGGUCUGCGGGUUCUGGGCUCCUCCCAAGGAUCGGCCGGGGGCCGAGGGCAGCUGGCACCGUCCUUUGCGAAGUGUCGCGGCUCGCUGCCCUCGGCAGUCGAGCCCUCCUUUGCCUUUCCACCAGAGCGAAGAGUCCUCUUUGUGGUGCUGCCUGUUCAUUUCAUGCUGUCGCAGCUGGACUUAGCAUUGCGACUGGUGGCGCUGCAAACGAGGCUGCCUGACGAUGUGGUGCUGGCAGCCUCCGACGAGGUGCUUGCGAAGAUUACAGAAACCCCGACAACAAGUUUGACUCCUGGACUGGUGGAGCUCGAUGUGAUGGGUGAGCUGGCGGGGAGCAUGUCUCUUCGCAUGCAUGGCCGCCAGCUCAACGUCUCCUUGAAGCAGAUGCUUCCUUCCAUGCUUGGCAAGGCGGGUGUUGUCCUACGGUACCAGCGCCCAAGAGAGCCAGAGACCAGUUACGUCUUGUCGGCGCUUUCCUGUGGCUCCGGCCCGAGCUGUCGGGCCCAGUCGCUGCUUGCACAAGCAUUCGCGCGGGAGUCGGAGCCUGGGACCGGCCUCCACUUCAGCUCAGCCGACCGCCUUGUGAACUACAAGCUCAUGGAAAUCUACGAGGGCUGCAUUGCGCCUUGCGGCGUCAGCUUCGAUCAGAAGAGCUGGUGCGGCUGCGGCCAGAAAUCUCCAAACAAGGACGGGACCCUCUAUGACAUGGCGAUCCGGAGAGCUUCUGGGUAUUUUCUGCAACAGGGCACCUGA